Molecule: messenger RNA, 3486 nt
Organism: Fonsecaea multimorphosa CBS 102226
Lineage: Eukaryota; Fungi; Ascomycota; Eurotiomycetes; Chaetothyriales; Herpotrichiellaceae
Exons: 6
Coding region: 1-3486 (1161 amino acids)
Biological process (GO): phosphorylation; phosphorelay signal transduction system
Molecular function (GO): phosphorelay sensor kinase activity
Source: RefSeq, a predicted model, not a curated record
AUGCGGAUCUCAAUACGGGAGCAGCUCGGACUGCUCGUCCUCUUUUGCUCACUUAUGUCUCUCAUGGUGCUUGCACUUGCAGUGUGGUUCCAAAAUUACAAUUUCAUCACGGGUAUCAGGUUAUCUGGCCUGUCCUUGACAGCAUCGCUCAAAGCAGCACAGUUCACAAGUGCGCUGCUGUUGUAUGAUUCACAGGCCAGGUUGAUCAGCACGCGGCUGCUAAUUCAGAGUGCCCUGGGUAGAUAUAAUUCGGAAGGGAACACAUCAAACGAGAAUUGGCAGCGAUCUGCCAGUGACUUACAAGGCGCUCUCGCCAAUGGCAGCGUUCUUGUUCAGGCAAUAUUAUAUCCCAAUGCAUUCAAUGGCAAUGAGACUGCUGUCAAUGGGUUACUCAAUGUCACUGCGCUUGGAUUGACCGGCUCUGUCAAACUGCCAUACAAUUACCCCAAUGGCUCAGCGGUUUACUUGGGAGACCCCGGCUUGGGCUAUCCGCCCUCAAUGUAUCCGAAUUUGACUUAUGGCCCUCCGCAACCAGGAACCAAUUUUUCAACGAUAUACUACCAAGGUAAUAUCAUUCAACCCAACGACACGCUUUUCUUAGGACCGUUGGUUGUGAACGAGACUUAUUCACUUCUAUCGCUCACGGUUCCGCUGAUCAAUAACACUUCUGCGUCCGAUGUCCUUGGCUGGAUGACCGUUCUGGUCAAUACUGAUCUGAUCUACGAAAUCCAGCAAUCUCCCGAAGGGCUGGAUAAAACGGGGGAGACUCUUCUCAUUGGUCCAGCGACGUCGAAUAACCAUUUUGAGCAAGAAAUCCGGGGAUCUAAUAAGUCCUACGCGGGAUCUCAACUCGUCCGGUUUGUGCUGCCGCCCGAAAGCAACGCUACGCUGGGAUAUCGACACCAGGCCCGGAGCGGCGUCAACAAUGCCACCAAGCCCUUCCUUGCCUCAGAUUAUCCGGCAGUCGUUUCGGCAUGGACAAAGGACAAUAAGGCCAUCAAUAAUGCUGGUGCCUAUAUCUCGACCCGCAAUGAAGACGGAACAAGAGUCUCCGUCGGUUAUGCCACGCUGUCUACGAAGUAUGUCGAUUGGGUGGUGGUCGUGGAACAGUCGCACCAUGAGGUGGUUGCACCCAUCGAUCAUCUGCGCGACGUUGUUCUUAUCUGUGUCUUCUCUGUAACUGGCUUGCUCCUAGCCGUCAUGUUUCCUAUGGCACAUUACUCAAUCACUCCAAUCCGACAUCUCGCAGCCGCAACUGCUAGAACCGUGGAGCCUUAUCAACCUGACGAUAACAGCGAGUAUUCAAGCACCCUGGGCCAGCAAGGAGCAGAAGUGGAGGAAAUAUUAGAUGCUGACGAACGUGAUGUGGCUAGAAAGGAGGGCUUUUUGGGUGUUCUGACUAGAAUCACCAAGCCGAAACAACCAGAACGAUCGACGACGCCUCGUCACCUGCGGCGUAGAACAUUCAGAAUACCUCGGAAAGUGCCAGAGCGAAAACACCUCAUUACUGAUGAGCUUACUGAGCUCACACGUACAUUUAACGAGAUGUCCGACGAACUCACAAUGCAGUACGAGCGCCUUGAGGAAAGGGUAAAAGAGCGCACAGCGGAACUGGAGAAGAGCAAGAAGGCCGCAGAAGCGGCGAACCAGAGCAAGACGCUCUUCAUCGCCAACAUUUCCCAUGAAUUAAAAACGCCUCUUAAUGGUAUUCUCGGCCUUACCACUGUGUGCAUGAACGAGGAUGAUAUAGGUCGGAUCCGAUCAACCCUCAAUACCAUUUACAAAUCUGGAGACUUGCUGCUCCACCUGUUGACUGAUCUCCUCACUUUCAGCAAGAAUGAGGUCGGACAGCAGCUGUCGAUAGACGAAGCGGAAUUUAGACUCAACGAUCUGAGCACCCAACUGAUGCCCACCUUUGAAAAACAGGCUCGGGAGGCGCAAGUGGAUCUCAAAGUACUUUUUCUUGGGACGAACGACGCUUUUGGUGACGCUUCUGAGUUAUCUGGCGACAAACUGUACGGCCCUGUCGGCACAGGUCGUGUAAGGGAUAUGUGCCUAUGGGGCGACAAGAACAGAAUUUUGCAGGUUCUGAUGAACUUCGUCAGCAACAGUCUCAAAUUUACUCCUGCUCACGGCUCUGUCACAGUUCGUGUUCGAUGCACAGGUCUCGUUGAGAAUUUUCCCAGUCGAGCAGGAAGCGCGCGGAAAUCGUCCCUGAACUCGAGAAAAUCCAAGUCGUCAAGUAACAAGCGAGUACGGAUGUCAGAUGGCUCGCUGGUUUUACCAGAUGGCACAGAUCAUGACAAGAAUCAUUCGAAUUCCGGUGGAACCGAAGAUUCAAAACUCAGCAUUAAUGUGGCUGGGGGCACGACGCACAUAUCAAAAAUCGCAGAAAGACAGCGGUCCAUGUCUCCUCCACCAGUGAACACGAAAGAUUUGAGUUUUGAAUUCGAGGUUGAGGAUACAGGCCCUGGAAUACCACCUGAACAGCAGAAGAUGAUUUUUGAACCCUUUGUGCAGGGUGACCUCGGCUUGAGCAAGAAAUAUGGAGGUACUGGACUUGGUCUAAGCAUAUGCGCUCAAUUGGCGGCCCUAAUGGGCGGCGACAUAUCUCUCGACAGCAAAGUGGGGGUUGGCAGCAAGUUUACUAUGCGCAUUCCGCUUCGUUAUGUAUCGGAGCGCUCUCCUUCAAUGGCGUCCUCGACCCACAGGACAGCCUCCAAAGCCAGCAGUCUUGUUGGGCAAACAUUGCAUGAUCAGCCCGACGCAAUGCCGCACAACCAUAGUGGCUCCACGACGUCCUUGACCUCGGCGCGGGAUGACCAACUGAAACUGGCUGACGUCCCAAGGAUAGUUGGUUUUACUCAACCCUAUGUGGCCAAAGAGACGAAAAGUAGCGACUCAUCCCAGGCAAAACUCAAUGAGAUAAAGAAAGUGGAAAAUGAAGCUGCGCAAAAGGGUCGGAAAGUUCGCGUGCUGGUGGCAGAAGACAACCAGGUGAACCAAGAAGUGGUACUUCGCAUGUUGAGGCUGGAAGAUGUCUAUGAUGUCACUAUUGCGAAGGACGGACAAGAAGCCUUUGAAAAGGUUCGAGAAUCCAUGGUGAGUGGGCAACGGUUCGAUUUGGUCUUUAUGGACGUUCAGAUGCCCAAUCUCGACGGGAUCCAGUCGACGAAACUCAUUCGGGAAAUGGGAUUCAAAUCACCUAUCGUCGCCCUCACUGCGUUCGCUGAGAAAUCCAAUGAAGACGAAUGUAUGGCAUCUGGGAUGGACUACUUUUUGGCCAAGCCGAUUCGAAGGCCUGCCCUCAAGCAGGUCUUGAAGAAAUAUUGUGCAACAAUACCAGAGGAAGAAAACGAAGGAAGUUCAACUGCCGUGCCGAAGGUCGGUGAGAAUGCAGCGUCACAAUCAAAAAGCGGCCAGGCGACAUCUAAAGAGCUCAAUAUUGACAUGCUGGACUCAACCGACGUUUCACCUCUGUCAUAA